UUGAAAGGAAAUUGCCACUGCGGCCGCUACCGCUUCGAACUCACUGUCCCCAAGAUCGAAGGCGCAAUAUCCUGCACGUGCAGCCUCUGCCGGAAGAAAGGGUACAUCUGGCUUUCCAUCACUCCGGCAAGCUCAGAGGACGGUCAAUUCAAGGUUGUGAGAGACGAUGGAUUUCUGCGAGAGUAUCAAUCUGCGGCAUUGCGGGACAAGUUUUGCAGCCACUGUGGCACUGGAGUCUUGGGAGAGCAUGUGGUCGGGCCUCUGGAAGGCCAGAUGCUCGUGAACGUUCGGGCCGUCCAGGGGGUCAACCCUUUCGAGCUUGAGCCCUUGCUGAAGACAGUGUCACUGCCCGAGCCGGAACAACCGAUCUCAGCCCCGCCGCCUGCUGCGCCCGAAGCGCCGACGGCCCAUCACACCGGCUCCUGCCACUGCGGCAAAGUCAGACUUGAGUUGCUGACCCCGAUCGAGGACCAGGAGGUCAGAGAGGACAACUGCAGCUCGUGUGUCAGGGCAAGUUCACUUCACCUCUCCGAACCCGGUGCUUGGGCAGAAGCUGACUCGGCGUGUGGAAAACAAACCAAACAGGAUGCGUACGUGGGCGUCUAUCCCACCGAAAGCCAGGUUCGCAUCCAUGGCAAGGAACACAUGUUCGAGUAUCUCUACGGCCGGCGGUUCAUCGGCUUCGCGCGCUGCGAGACCUGCGGCGUGGUCGUGUUCCUCAACGUCUACGGGCCGCCCCUCAGCGCAUAUGACCACCUGCCGCCCGAGCGGCGGGAGCGCGCCCUGGCCAUACACCACACCAACAUGACGUUGCUGCCGCUGAACGUGAGGAUUCUAGAUGUCGACCUCGCCACGCUGCGAGUGCAGAGAUCGGACGAGGGGACGAAGGGGUACGUGCUGGAUCCAUGA
Messenger RNA from Thermothielavioides terrestris NRRL 8126, 909 nucleotides. RefSeq lists its product as uncharacterized. The record is from RefSeq and is a predicted model, not a curated record. The transcript has 2 exons. The annotation marks the transcript as partial. Gene Ontology annotation, molecular function: carbon-sulfur lyase activity. NCBI's taxonomy places the organism in Eukaryota, Fungi, Ascomycota, Sordariomycetes, Sordariales, Chaetomiaceae.